GAGAGAGAUAUGCAGAGGUGGGGCCUCAAAGGAAUAGUCACCUUCUUGAUGAAACAGUUAAGUCUGAAAAACAUUGCUUUGAGAGUGUGUCUUCUACCUUUGUUUUGAAACAAUAAGACGGGCUUUAUACAAUAAGGUUAGUGGGAGAGGACCCCAGCCAGAGGGAGGAGUUCAGGGGAAAUGAGUAUGCUGUUCUGUUGUUCAGGAGAUUUGAAGCUUGAUUUGCUACAGCUUAGUUAAGGUCCAACAUCACAAAUACCAGAAGCUGAUUGGAGGACUGCAAUCUUAGGUGCGUUAAAUAAAACCCCAAACUGACAGUUAAUCCAGAUUUCCUUUCUGAAGAGCUGUAUGGAGGCAGAAGAUGAAUAACAACAUUACAUGUAUACAGUGACCUGGGAGAAGAAAAGUGAUGUUCCUGAGUUGCAAAUCUAUCCAACACUAAAAUGUCGGGUGACAGGAUCACCCUAAAGGGCUCAUUGCCCAGGCAAGGAAUAUGUCCAGAAGUGACUAUUAAUACUGACAUACUGGACAAUGACAAGAAAGAAGAUACUGUGAUUGUAAAAGUUUGCUUUCAUAGCAACAACUCUUAUUUUGGCAAAAACUUCAAGCUGGUGAAAUGCAAUAGAAAUUCUGACGUUCGGAAUGUCAUUGAUUCUGUCCUAAUAAGUGGGAGUAUAGGUCCAAAUAUCCAGUAUGCCGAAUGCUAUGGCCUUCGUCUGAUGCAUCUAAAAUCCAAUGAAAUUCACUGGCUUCACCCUGAUAUGACCAUCGCUGAGGUUCAGCAAAAGUUUCUUCAAAUGGAAGCUGAGUGGAGGCAUGACUUGCGGAUUCGGUACAUACCUAUAAACUUUAUAGAAAGUUUUAAGGAGGACAAGACUACGCUACUUUUCUUUUACCAGCAGGUACGUAAUGAUUACAUGAAGCUAUACUCAAAUAAAGUGAGUGAAGGCAUGGCAUUGCAGCUUGGCUGUUUGGAGAUAAGGAGGUUUUACAAAGAAAUGCCCUCAAAUGCCUUGGAAAAGAAAUCUAAUUUCGAACUCUUAGAAAAAGAGGUGGGACUGGAUCUGUUUUUUCCAAAGCAGCUACAAGAAGCAAUGAAGCCAAAGCAAUUUCGACGGAUGAUCCAACAAACCUUUCAGCAGUAUGGCACACUGAAAGAAGAGGAGUGCAUCAUGAAGUUCUUUGAUACUCUUCGUUCUUUUACCGAUAUCGAUCAUGAAACAUUCCGCUGUGAGCUUGUGCAAGGGUGGACCAUUGCAGUGGAUUUAAUGAUUGGGCCUACUGGGAUACGCCAGCUGACCAGUAAGGAUGCAAAGCCCACCUGUUUAGCAGAGUUUACAAAGAUUAAGGCAAUCAAGGGUACAGCAAUGGACGAUGGAAAUACAGUGGUUAUUGAGCUACAAAUUGAAGGUGCUCCUCAGCCCUUAUACAUUAAAACUCCAACAAUGACCAUGGCGGAAAACAUGAUGGAUCUCAUAGAUGGGUACUGCCGGCUGCAAAAAUGUACAACAAAGUCAUUAAUUAUCGGCCUAAAGAAAGAUAGAGAAGCACUGCCAGAGAUUCCAGAUAUUCCAAAACUAGAGAGAAUGGAUCGACGAUCAAAACUGUAUUCAGCAGAAAGUAUAGAAUCUGACAUUUAUGCUGAAAUCCCUGAAGAGGGUUCAAGACCCAAGUCUGGUGCUCACAAUUUUGGAAUUUCACGAGAUGACGUGGUUUUGGGAAGGAUUUUGGGAGAAGGCUUCUUUGGCGAGGUACAUGAAGGAGUGUACAAGAAUCACAAAGGAGAAAAAGUUCCAGUUGCAGUGAAGACCUGUAAGGAUUGCGCUUCUGAGGUGAAGGAUAAAUUUAUGAGUGAAGCAGCAUUGAUGAAAAAACUGGAACACCCUCACAUAGUAAAGCUCGUUGGAAUUAUUGAGGAAGAACCUGUGUGGAUUGUCAUGGAGUUGUAUCCGUACGGAGAGCUGGGAAACUUCCUUGCAGAGAACAAGAACAAGUUGCAACUUGUGACACUUAUCUCGUACUCCCUGCAAAUAUGCAAAGCUCUUGCCUACUUGGAAGGGAUGAAUUUUGUACACAGGGAUAUUGCUGUAAGAAAUAUAUUAGUAGCAUCAUACGAAUGUGUUAAACUAGGCGAUUUUGGCCUGUCACGGUAUAUAGAAGAUGAGGAAUAUUACAAAGCUUCCGUUACUCGGCUUCCCAUUAAAUGGAUGGCUCCUGAGUCGAUUAACUUUCGACGCUUCACAUCAGCCAGUGAUGUCUGGAUGUUUGCUGUCUGUAUGUGGGAAAUCAUGAGCUUUGGAAAGCAACCGUUUUUCUGGCUAGAAAAUAAGGAUGUCAUUGGCAUAAUUGAGAAGGGGGAUCGACUUCCAAAGCCAGAGAACUGUGUGCCCAUCCUCUAUACCCUUAUGACACGGUGCUGGAAUUAUGACCCCAAUGAAAGACCAAAGUUCACGGAACUUGUUUGUAACCUAAGUGAUAUCUAUCAAAUGGAAGUUGCGGCAGUGAAAGAACAAGAAAAAAAUAAUCGACACCGAGCUCCUAAAAUAGUAGAACAAGCUCCUUCAAUAAAUUUGGAACCACCUCCAAAGCCUUCAAGACACAUGUUCAAGUCACCAAGGUCAUCAUUUCUGGCACCAAGCCUCCAGUAUCAGCUCAGUGAGUCCUUACGGGCCAGUUCACCUACGCUCACAUCCCCGGAGUACCAGUCCCCUGCUGACUCUUCACACAGCCCUCCUUUCCCACGCUCAGUAUUUAAACGACGCAGCAUGAGGGAAGAGGAGUUCAUUGUCAGGCCGAGCAGUAAAGAGGAGGCACAGAAGUUGUGGGAGAUGGAGCGAUUGCAGUUGCAGUUGCGUCUACAAAAGCAGCAGCGAGAGAUGGCCGAGGACAAGCAGUGGCUGAUGACAGAAGCAAAACGUCUGGAUCCUAUGGCAAAUUUGAAUGCUAAAAUCAAUGAGCCUACUGAAAAGGAAUCUGGUUACACUCAGUUUACUGGUCCACCUCAAAAACCUCCACGUUUGACAACACAGGCACUUCAACCAGCUCCUACAGCUAACCUUGACCGCACAGAUGACAAAGUAUAUAGCAAUGUUAUGGAGCUGGUCAAAUCAGUAUUACUGCUGAAAAAUGAAAUCUACCAGCUCCCUCAAGAGGAAUAUGUCAACGGAGUGAAGAAGGUAGGCAUGAACCUGCGAAACUUGAUCGGCAGUGUAGAUGAGAUCUUACCGACUCUUCAUGCAUCCUUACAAACUGAGAUUGAAGGCACAGAAAAGUUAUUAAACAAAGACCUGGCAGAACUUAUCAGUAAGAUGAAACUCGCACAACAGAAUGCUGUGACAUCACUGAGUGAAGAAUGCAAGAAGCAGAUGCUGCUGGCAGCUCAUUCGUUAGCUGUCGAUGCCAAGAACUUACUGGAUGCCGUCGACCAGGCUAGAGUGAAAUCCAACUUGGCAAAACCAGCAUACGAUUGACAGUGCCAAUCUUCAAGUACUGGCACGUCUUUAGAAAAACAGUACAGUGGUAACAAGACAAGCUCAAUUCUCAAACAAGACAUAAAAGUAAACAAGUUUUUAAGAGUGGAAAAUAAAAACAAUACUACUUCAAUUUCAAAUGCUUCCUUAACAAUGAGCACACAGACUUCUGAGUACCAUGUUAUUUUUGUGUUCUAGACUGACAGUGGAGGCAUCCUAUAAGAACCUUGUGGGAACAAUAAAAGACAGUUCCACUUGAGUUGCACAAAUGAUAACAACUUCUUGGAGUAAUAGAGUGAAUUUCAGUAGCUGUUUACCUGAGAUGAACCAGUUAAAAAGAAGUAAAAUAGCUAAAGUGUGCCACAGACCAUGUCAGCCAAUGACUUUGGGCACCUUUGAUCUUCCUUGUGAUGUGGUUACUGUAAUAUUACUUGCAUUGUACCUUUGUUGCACAUCAAGGCACACUGGAAAAAAUAUGUGCAUCUUAUGCUCCAGUUUGACAUAAAAAAAAGAUGUGACACAGAGCAGAGUAGGCUGAGUUUUUUUUAAGUACUUGAAUUAGUUCUAUGAGAUGAAAGCAAAUCAUUUGUUUCACUGUUCAAAGUCUCUGUAGCUUAAAAAAAUGUGAUGCUAGUUGUAUUUUUUAACAUAUGAUUCAGGAUGACAGUAAAAUAAAUAUAUAUACCCAUAUGUGCAAUAAGGAUACUGAACAUUCCACUCUGAGGAUGCUGCAUAUGAAGCAGUCCUGGAGGAUGAUAGCUAAAAACCUAGCAUCUGUAAAUAAACCAGAGGGGUUAGCAGUGGGUGUAGUUGUUAAACCUGUGUUGACAUGUUAAUAGUAAUGUACAGGAUAAGUUAAAGUAACACAUUUCUGCCAUGUUAUUCAUGCUUAUUUCUUUUAGCAUUAGGAAAACUGAAAAUGUUGUGAUUUAUAUAUAUAUUGGUUUAUUGUUUUUUAAAUGGAGUGAGUUAUUUGAGACGAGAUAUAACAGCUAUUUAGAAAUAAUGAAAGCAUCAGAAAAAAUUAUUAUCAAAGCACCAUUUCAGGAAAGAGAGCUACUUAAAAUUACUGGAAUAUGAGACACACAAAAAACAUGUUACAGACAAGCUUUGGAGUCUGGCUCUGUAGAAUUAAACUGAAUCAACUCGGCAUUUACUAAGGGAAGUUAGAUAGCUAAUGUUGUCCUUUUUAGAAUACUGUGGCAUUGGUUUUCCACAGUACAAAUUUGCAUCUGUCUGCAUGUCUAUCAGUGUGCUAUAUGUUUUAGAGUUUGUAUUUUAGACAUUGUCCCUAUUUAAAAAUCAUGCUUAGACUGUUGAGAACCACAGGGCAUCCAAGUUGCACGUCAGAAUAACUAAUAUUUAUGUACAACCAAAUGUUUAACAGAAGUUCUAGUUUUCAGACAUUAUUUCUUUUUCAUUUCAUCUGAGAUCACUCAGGAACAGUUUUUAAAAUAAUUUCUAAUUUUAUUUUUGUGUUAAACAGUAAUGCAAUACUAUGUCUUUUGAGAUGUUCUGUAUGAAGACCUUGCAUGAAAGUGUCUUUUUUUACAUUGUGAAAUGUUUUUGCCACUUAUAGUGCAGCCCAGAGAUCCAAAUGCAAGUUCUCUAGUGCUACUUGUCUGGUGAAAAUGGAAGUUUGUUGAUGUGUUUCCCUGGAUUAGUCAUUAGGAACUACCUGUUUGUAUUAUAGAUGCAUCACAGUCCCACGUAACUGAAGUCACUAUUAUUCAAGGUACAGUAGAACAAAUCGUUGUGCCUUUCAGGAAUAUUUAUAUGGUUUAGAGCUUAUUAACUGCACCAAAAGGUACUUGUUGAAGAAAGGGCUGACUGAUUUAUUAAGCUAUAAUUUCUAAAGUUAUUCCACAUUCUGAGCAGGGCUAUUAAUGAAAAUGCAAAGUGCCUUGUCUUUAAGUACCUCUUCUACAUUGCAGAUUGUUUUCAUGACAUUAGAAGUUACUUCACAAAAUAUUGAAAUUAGAUGAAGGGGAAUGGAUUUUUGUUGCUGUCCUAACCCUGCCCGUUUACAGAGUAGGCAUGUAUCGUCCACACUGAGUUUAGCUGAAGUGAAGUUGUUUAUAUAUUUUGCAUAGAGAUGUUUACUAUAUAAAGAAUUAUAGUUUUGAACUCAUGGAAAGGUUUCACAUCUAACUUGUUCAUUUUGUACAUCCUUAAUUCACAAUACUGUAGCUUUACAAAACACCAUAUGAGAUCAUAUCAGGGAUACACAACUACAGUUCUCUUACAGUGACACCACAGAAGGUACAAAUUAAGCAGCAAUACUGUUGUAUUACUUUUCAUAUUAAGCAUCUUUAGUUCACUGUAAUACGGCUUUACAAAUCAUCACGUGGGGGUUAUCAGUUAUACACGACUGCUAUUCUCUUGCAGUGGAACCAGAACAGGUACAAAUUAAACAGCAAUAUUGUGUUACUGAAAGCUCAGUAUGCACUUAGAGAUGUUAAACUGGCUGUUGAGUUCUUAUCGUUUUUAUUGUAAUGUUUUGUACAGUGUAGUUUGCACAAAAUCUGUUGCAUCUAGCUAGUUGUGCAUUUCUUUCUGAUUUCCUAGUAACACUAUUUUGCACAAAUUUAAUAAAAUUAUAGCAACUUUCUGUUCAGCUGUGUGCAAAGUUUUGAAAUUCAGCUUAGUUAUGGACUGCAGAAAUGGCAUAGCUUUAUUUUGUUAAGGUGAAAAAAGGGUCCAUUUUCAGAUGAGUCCAUAUUUCAUUCCUUCUGGUUCACCUGCUGUGUUCACAUUCAGUAUUGCUUGUAAGACACAGUUCUGAAUACUUCCGUUGGAUUUUUUGCAUCAACAUCCCUAGCAUUAUUUCAGAAGACUUUUGUGUGUUUCCUUUGAAAUAGUAUCCACUUAUACGUUGCCAUGCACUCUUGUUCUUCCAUUUACUUUCCUCUUUAAAGGGCCAGUACAGUGCACUUCUGUGCAUAUAUUUGUACAUCUCAGUCUUAUUACCUAUUCUCAUCCUGUCACCCAGGGUCUCCUAACUUCUUUAGGCAGACAGCACUUUACUGAAAUAACCCUUUGUCUCUCUCUUUCUCACAUACCCCCUUCUUGUUUCAGUACUACUGCCAACAGUAUUCCAGGUGACUUUAAUAAUGCUUAAUACAAAAGAAAAUAACCUCUACUGUUGUGCCACAGUAUGCUCUGUUGUAGAGUCUCCUGUUUUCUUACAUUUGUGCCGUGUUACUACACACACACAGACAUGCACCCAUAUACUGCUCUUCCCCAGUUUACUUGUUGCUGUCACCCGCGGUCAUUGUUCUCUCUACAUAGCCUCCUAAACCAAGCACUUCAGAACUCCAGGUAGUGAUGUCCCUGGUGUAUAAGUUAUAAAUGCAGAAUAAUCAGUAAAAUAUUACAGUAAAUACUGAAAUACAGUUAUAAUUGCAUGCAUGUUUUGCAUUGCCAAAUUAUUUUCUUGUAUGCUUCCUGCUGUGCUUGGUUUUUGGGUUAAUUGCAAAUGUCUGUAGACACUCCAGAAAUGUUGACAACUGGAGGGAGAAGAGAAGCCACACCAUCCUUUGUAUAACACAACUAUUUUUUACUCCCACACCACAGACCUGUUGCCUUCUUCUAAUAUACUCUGCCUUCUAAUAUGUCUGCUCAACAUUGCUUUACUGUAUGAACUCAAACAGUUAUGAUGAAUUCCUCAUAAUGGCCUGAGUCCAAUACUUUAAGCAAAUCUAGUUAUGCAGUAUUAAAUCUACUGUUUGGUCUGCUGGACUCAGGAUCCUGUACACUUUCUUAUUCCUCCAUAACAGAGUAUUAUAAAAAGUGUUUUGCAUUACUUCAUGGAAUGCGUGUGGUGCCUAGUUUUGUAGUACACAGUUGUAAGGAAACUAAAUAAGUACAGUAUUCAUUUUAGAAAGAGAGAGUUCUUUCCAAUAGGUUUGUGCACUGCAGUCUCUCUUUCCAAUAGGUUUGCGCACUGCAGUCUCUCAUCAGAAACUGUGUGCCAUAGAAACACUGGUCUGAAGUAAAAAAAAAAUAGUUUUGUGUGGGUGAUAGAGCUCUUUGCACCUCCUUCACUAUUUGAAGAUGCAGUCUCCCACACCUCUCUUGUUAAAUAUAACAAAUUCUGACAAUGUCACCUAAGUGAAAAGUUAUCAUUUUUGGCAGUACCAGUCUAGAGUUUGUAGAUAGCUUUAACACGUCAAACAAAGUAGGUAAAAAGAUAAAUUCAACUUUUGUUUUGUCUUGUUUAUACAUUAUUGUGAUGUAAAUAUCUUGUAAAUGUCGGGCUGUUAAUUGGUACUACAGUCACAAAGAAUUGGAUGGAGGUUGUAGAACAUAACAUCCAUGGUGUGACAGUGUAAAAAUCAUUCUAAUACAACAUAUUGCAAAUACAGUUUUAAGAUAACAUUUUCCUCACUAGAUAGAUUUUGAACUACAGUUUUUAUCAUUGUAGUUGUUUUGGAUGUUAACUCUUUAAGUGAAAAGUAGAAUGCAUAAAAGUUUGUUUACCAUAAUGUGAUGCUUUGGGGGUGUACUGGAAAUUUUUAAUGAAGAGAUUAAGCAUGGUUUGACAGUUAAGUUUGCUUUUAUUGUUGGUUUGAUUAAUAUUUUUUUUUUGUAAAAAAUGUAAAGUGUCUUACUUGUGUUUGAACUUUAUUAUUAAACUGCUGUUGUGAGAAAAAACAA
Protopterus annectens (West African lungfish) is the source of this 8129-nucleotide messenger RNA. RefSeq names its product protein tyrosine kinase 2 beta (gene PTK2B). The record is from RefSeq and is a predicted model, not a curated record. Gene Ontology annotation, biological process: protein phosphorylation; signal complex assembly. NCBI's taxonomy places the organism in Eukaryota, Metazoa, Chordata, Ceratodontiformes, Protopteridae. The transcript has 34 exons. Gene Ontology annotation, molecular function: protein tyrosine kinase activity; ATP binding. Gene Ontology annotation, cellular component: cytoskeleton; focal adhesion. Bases 444 to 3470 code for a protein of 1008 amino acids.